CUUGGGAGGUCUUCACCACCAACUAACUAACACUUCUUCUUCCAUCUCUAUGCAUUCCCGGCCGCGCUAAAAAUGGCCGAUUCCGAGAAAUUGACCGCGUUGAAGAAGGCCUAUGCCGAAAUCAUACUGAACACGGCGAAGGAGGCGGCGGCGAGGGUAUUGGUGUCGGAGAGGAAAGCUCAGCGGUACCAGCGGGAGCUCUUCGCGGCCAAGGACGACGCGUUGCGGAUGCUUCUCCGGCUCAAACAGAUGUUGGAUGCUAAGGUCAGUGAAGCAGAAAUCACAUCAUCGAAUCAACAGAAAAGGAUUGAUGAGCUAGAAGCACAGCUUGGGGAAGCUGAGGAUAUAGUUAAAGAUCUUAGAGCAGAGUUGAGAGAACUGCAGGAUGAGUUGGAGAGAUUAACAACCAAUCAAGUGCAACCCUUGUGUGAAAGAAGCCCUGGCUCUGAUAAUACUCUUGAGACGACAACAUUGGAGCAGAACAUAAUUUGCACUUCUGUUCCUGUGGUCUCCUCUUUACCUGCCCUUGAGGCUGACCCUGCUCCAACUAUUGACAUUACAAAUUCUUCUUCGAAGGGCACAUACAAUGACCACCAGAACAAACACUGUAUGGAAACUGGUACUGAUAAGGACAUUUGCUUUGUCUGUGAUCCUGAUUUUGCUUCCAUAAUGAUAAGAAGCAAAGAGCCCGAGCUGUACAAAAAUGGAUGCACUCACAGAAUCCGUGCUUUGGAAGGAAAUAUCUUGGGUGGAACUCUUGCCAUUACUGGUCAGGGUAAUGGUGGAAAAAAUCACAAGGACGAGAAGCAUACAUGUCAAAAACUUGCUCCAAAGCAUGAACUUGCACCUGGUAUGGAGAAUAACCAAGAUGAAGUAAAGACUGAAUCCGAAUCUAUUCGAGCUUAUGCCUUGAAGUCUUUCCGCAGGAAACGGAAGAGAGCCAAUAGAUAUAGAAAGCAGAAUGUAUGUUUUAGGAGGUUUCUUGAUCAGAAUCCAGACAACAGCAAUGCUAAAUUUGGAGAUGAUCCUGUGAGAGUUGAGGAUAAAGAUCCUGAAUUUGAUGUGUCUGGAAGAAAAGAAAUUCCAGAGUCGAACGAAUCGAGCAUACAGUCUGGAUUGGCAGAAGUUGGGGAAGAAAAUAAUGCAGGGUUUUCUCUUAGGGCUUGUUCGGUCCAAACGACCAGAAGCAAUGAUGAGAUGUCAAUGGUGGGCAUGGAGGAGGAUGUUAAGUCUGUGGAGUGUCCCAAGGUUGUAGCUAGUAAAUCAGAUAAUGAGAUUGCCAUUGUCUCGUUGGCAGAAAACUCAGAGCCCAAGGAACUAAAAGAAGCAACUGAUUCGAUUCCUGCACAGCCGGUAAGUAACAAGUUCAUAAAGUACACCUUCACAAGGAAACGGAAGAAAGACUCUCUUAGCACCUGUGAUGGGAAUUCGUCGAUCGAGGAUGGCCUUCUGAAGAGAAGGAUGGUUGAGAAGGAAGAUGGUUCAGUGGAUUUCCAUUCAAGCUUGGCCACCCAAUUGGCUAGCAGCAGUCAGAGGCUGGACCAGGUUUCUUGUGAGGAGUAAAUGGAGAAUGCUAGAGUAAAGAAACUAAGUAGCAUAUGUUUAAACACAGAAGGGGAAAAGACGAGGCAGAAGGCAUGAGUACUUCUUUUGGGCUUGAUCAACCCUUUGUAAUGUGUUUCUUCAGCCUGUCACGGAAUAUGGUUCCUUCUUCCUCCAGCUCCCUGCAAAUACUGUCUCCCCUUGUACCGUGGAACUUAAGCGUGGUUCACGGCUUAAGUUUUUGCAGCACGAGAACUUCAACAGCAUAGUAUUUCUGAUGCACUUGUUUGUUUUUGCCAGGAAUCACAGCUUGCGAGUUCGUCGGAGAAGAAAUUGGAUUAGGAAGGAAGGAUGGAGAUCCAGCUGCUGGAGUCGGAGGGUAGGGGUUUGAAGUAAAGAAAAGCCGGUUACCAGCUGCCUGAGUGUUCAUUCUUGUCUCAAGGUAGCAAAUGUGCAUCCGUUUUAACUCUUACAUGGUGGGAGAAAGAGCUAAGAUGACCGACCAUCUAGCUUUGUUUUCUUUAUGUUCUGUUUACUGUUUCUUUAAGAAACGAGGGAGAAGAGGAGAGGGUGGGGGAAUUUACCAUUGGUUUCAAGACGAUUCUUGUUAUUGCUUCUCAUAUAUGUUGUAAUUUUCCCCCUCUGUAGGCAUAGCAUAUAUAUAAAUAUAGAUACCUUUUGUUGAUUACAGAAACACAAACGUUGUUAAGUGCAUUUCUUUCCCCUCUCCCUUCGGUCUGUCACAGUGGCGGGUAAUCUCUUGAAGUUAUUCUUGUUGUAAUUCAGCAGGGCAGGAAUGGCAAUGGCAAUGGCAAUGGCAAUGGGAGGUCGAGUUGGUUUCUUGAUAUUCAUAUUCGUUGUGUUCUAUGGUAGGUUAGAUGAUUUAUCA
Linum tenue is the source of this 2431-nucleotide messenger RNA. Lineage: Eukaryota; Viridiplantae; Streptophyta; Magnoliopsida; Malpighiales; Linaceae. The record is from the annotation of a GenBank genome assembly.